AUGUCUUUUAUCCGCCACUUUCAUGCGCCUGCUAGGCUAGAGAGCGAAAUUUCGAAAGUGGUUAAAAAUGGCAAAAAAAUGCAGCAAAUGAAGGCAACUGCUAACUUGUACAAUCCCAAGUCUUCUGCUUCUAGUUACAAAGGUGUGCUGAGAGCGAAAAUAGAGCCGGGCUUAUAUCACCACCCAGCACACUCGUCAGAUACUGGAUCCAUAAACAGUGAAACAUUCCCAAGAGCAUUUCUGCCUAAUGACGACCCCAGAAGGAAAUUCGUGCAAACUCUGAGGCCGCGCGAACACCAACAAUCAAGCUGGGCUCCCCCUCUUCACCAGAAAAAGGACAAGACAUAUCAUUUGAGUCCCGAACAAGUUGCCGAGAUACAAAAACUCAGGCUUGAAAACCCAGAGAAAUACACAAGAAAAGCUUUGGCGCAGAGGUUUAAUGUCUCGCCGUUGUUCAUUUCACUCAUUUCUUCAGUCUCUGAGACGAGAUCAUUCGAAAUGGCUCAGAGACUUGAUGCUAUAAAGCAAAAUUGGCAUCCUAGAAGAGCCAUCGCGAGGGAUGACCGGAAGAAGCGUAAGGAGCUAUGGUACAGACCUUGA
Messenger RNA from Lachancea nothofagi CBS 11611, 600 nucleotides. Lineage: Eukaryota; Fungi; Ascomycota; Saccharomycetes; Saccharomycetales; Saccharomycetaceae. The record is from the annotation of a GenBank genome assembly.